Molecule: messenger RNA, 8373 nt
Organism: Stegostoma tigrinum
Lineage: Eukaryota; Metazoa; Chordata; Chondrichthyes; Orectolobiformes; Stegostomatidae
Product: lysyl oxidase homolog 1
Exons: 7
Coding region: 443-2317 (624 amino acids)
Biological process (GO): peptidyl-lysine oxidation
Molecular function (GO): protein-lysine 6-oxidase activity; copper ion binding
Source: RefSeq, a predicted model, not a curated record
GAAUGUUAACUUCAAGCCUGGAUUGGGGAGGGGCAAAGAACUCGGCUUGGGGCUGAUCUGUUUGGUUGCCCGGGGAAAGAAAAUUGCAGGGGAAUCUCUUUUUUUGGUGUGUGGAAGUCCGCUGGCGGUCGAGAUUUUCAGGGAAUGCCUGAGAGAGAGAGGCAAACCUACAAGGGGGAACCGGUAGAUCCCGCAGUGAACAGAGAGAGAGAGAGACAGGAACAGUAGCAAGAAUUUUUUAAAAAAAAGGCGGUGCAAAGUGAGUUGAUGCAUUUUAAGUGUCACGGCAGAAACGUUGGGAAUAUUUGAAGGGAAGAGUUGAUUUCUCUCUCCCUCUGUCUUUCACUAUCACUGUGACCCAACAUGUCCAGUCCGGGGCUGUGCGUAGAACAGUAACACCGGGAAAUCUAGAUUGGGGGGGAGAGAGAGAGAGUGUGUCUUUAUGCAGAGAGGUGGCACAUUUGCAAAGUUUUCCAGGCGAGCAGAGAGGAUUGGUACACCGUACGAGAUGCAUGGGGCCAGAGAGAGGCGUCUUCUGCUGUGGCUCAGUUGCUGGUCAGUUUCUUCGUUAAUUUCCUUGCGGUUCCAGCCGGGGUCGGCGCAGCGGUCAGCGGCCACAGAGGACAACUGGAGGCAGAUGAUUCGCUGGGAGAACAACGGCCGUGUCUACAGCCUGCUGCACAGCGGCUCUGAGUACCUCCCUGCCGGUCAGCACCCAGCCCGGAGCAGCCCCAGGGUAUGGCUGGGAGGUGCCAGCGGCCGGGAUCCCAACAGGAGGCAGCUCCAACGCCCCGGAGCCAAUCACGGGCGUCGCCAGGCUCCAGCACAGACGGGCAGAGUGGCCUCGGAGACGGUGAGAGGUCAGACCAGGCACCCUUUCGGUUUCGGGCAGGUGCCCGACAACUGGAGGCAAGGCACUUUCGGGGACCCCAGCAACACCCACCGGUAUGUGCCCCCCUCCACCAGGCAGGAAACCAGGUCCAGGCAACACCAGCCGGUCAGCUCCUUUGCGGAUAGCCCUUAUGCUCAGCCUCCUUACCAACGUUACCCAUUGGCCCACCAACCAUCCUAUCCCAGCUCCUAUGACUCCGGCUAUGAGCACGGGUCACCCAGAGUCUUUGAUGCUAUGGAUGAAAGUGUGCCCUAUCGGAGAGUGCCCAGCGGUUUACCCCCUGAAGGUAGGGGGUAUGCCUUAAUGCCCAGGACAAGAUAUGAUGAGUACAGAGAAAAUGUCUACCCGUACAGGUCCCAGGGCCAAUUCCCCAGCCAGGAGAGGUACCACCUUCCCCAGCAACCCCCGGCCUUGGACGGGCUCGAUCGGAGAUACAUGCACAGCCUUUAUGACGAGAGCAGGGGACAGAGUCUCCCAGCGGCCGAGUCUCCGUCCUCCCUUUCACCAUCUGAUGGAAACCCUAGCCUUCAAUCGCCAGGCCCAUCCUCAGAGGUUGGCCACUUGGGCCCAAGAGUCAUCACCGACAGAGCCGGUGCCGGAAGCUACCCGUUCAACCGCAAUGUGCCGGUGGACCCAUACGCCUCGUCCCGGUAUAGUGAGCCGAAUGCCCCCUCCACCGGUUUGGACCAAUACACACUGCGGCGAGUGGAUCCCAAUGGAGGGGCCGAGCAGCUGAGACGCCAUGUUCCCCUACCGCGUAUGGCCCUGGGGAGUGUGUAUAGACCAGACCAAAGCAGCAGAGGUUUGCCUGACUUGGUACCAGACCCAUAUUACGUCCAAGCAUCCACAUACGUGCAGAGGUCUCAUUUGUAUUCCCUACGGUGUGCAGCAGAAGAGAAGUGUUUGGCAAGCUCUGCGUAUGCUUCUGACGUCACGGAUUACGACAUCCGAGUUUUGCUGCGGUUUCCCCAGCGGGUCAAGAAUCAGGGGAUUGCUGACUUCCUUCCGAACAGACCUCGUCACUCCUGGGAGUGGCACAGCUGCCACCAGCACUAUCACAGUAUGGAUGAGUUCAGUCACUAUGACCUACUGGAUGCAGCUACUGGAAGGAAGGUGGCUGAGGGACACAAAGCCAGUUUCUGCUUGGAGGAUACCACAUGUGAUUUUGGCCAUCUGAAACGUUAUGCCUGUACAGCGCACACUCAGGGUCUAAGUCCUGGUUGCUAUGAUACCUACAAUGCGGAUAUAGAUUGCCAAUGGAUUGAUAUCACAGAUGUCCAGCCUGGGAAAUUCAUAUUGAAGCUUCAAGUGAACCCCAACUAUCUUAUACAAGAAUCGGAUUUCACAAACAAUGUUAUCAGAUGCAACAUUCACUACACGGGGCGUUACGUGGCCACUACAAAUUGUAAAAUAACACAGUCGUGAUCUACAAGGUUUCAAUUUAAAAACACUACACUGUAUACCCUGAGCAAACAUCUGGUGCGUGUGGAACUUGAUCGUACAAGCAGCUGUGAUGUUUGGUAGCCAUCAUCAAGAAUUAACAGGACUUCAGUCAUAACCAAAGAAUCUGCCUGUGGAGCUGCAGGAUAUUGAGCCAACAACUGCAAAUAAACCUUGACACGGACUAGGCACCAGAUUAUUUCCAGUGAGGUUGUGCAGGGCGUCUGAGAAAUGUUCUAUUAUAAUUAGCAACUCUGGUAUGAAGUGGGCUUGCCUUAUUUGCAAAAGAAUCACUUCAGUUACACUUUCAGGAGUCAACUACAAAACCGUUCCAUUAUUCAGUGAGAUCAUGACAGAACUUCUGCAUCAACUCAGCAUUCUCACCCUAUCUCUUCUUUUCCUUAGUUUCUAAAAAUCUGUCAAGGCCGAUUUUGGUUAUGCUCAAUGACUGAGCAUCCUCAGUCUUUCAGGUUAGAAUAUCCCAAAAAAUCAUAACCAUCCGAGUGAAGACGUUUUUCCUCAUCUUAGCCCUCAAUGGCUGCCCUGUAUGCUUUUUUUAUUCAUUCAGGAUGUGGGCAUCAUUGGCAAGGCCAGCAUUUGUUGCUCAUGUCUAAUUGCUCAAAGGGGAGUUAAGAGACUGGGGGUCUGGAGUCACAUGUGUGCCAGACCAGGCAAGGAUGGUAAUUUCCUUCCCUAAAGGGCAUUAGUGAACCAGAUGGGUUUUUCCAGGCAAUUGGCAAUGGAUUCAUGGUCAUCAGUCUCUUACUCAGAUUCUUUAUUGCAUUCAAAUUCCACCAUCUGCCAUGGCGAGAUUUGAAACCAGCCCCCUAGACCAUUUGCUGAGUUUGCAGAUUAAUUGUCUAGUGAUAAUACCACUCAGCCACUACCUCCCCCUUUAUCAUAAGAACGGGGAGAGAAGUGAGCAAUUCAGCCCCUCAAGCCUGCACCAUUCAAUACAAUCAUACCUGUUGUCACCUUGGCUUCACCUCCACUUUUCUGCCCGCUCUCCUUAUCCCUUCAACCUGUUUCUAAUUAAAAAAUCUAUCUCCCCCUUAAAUUCUGACUCCUGGUUCUAGACUCUCCAGCCCAAAGAGACAGUCUCUCCCCAUCUGCACUCUCAAACCUUUGCAGGUUUUUAUUUUACCUCUCAAUAAGAUCAUCUCUCAUUCAUUCAGGGUCAUUCUGUGCGGAGUUUUCACGUUCUCCCCUGUGUCUGCUCUGGUUUCCUCCCACAGUCCAAAGAUGUGCAGGCCGGAUGGAUUGGCCAUGCUAAGUUCGCAUAGUAUUCAGGGGUGUGUGGGUUAUAGGGGGAUGGGUCUGGGUGGGAUGCUUCAAGGGGCAGUGUGGACUUACUGGGCCAAAGGGCCUGUUUCCACACUGUGGAGAAUCUUAAAAAAAAACAAAUAUACCCCUACUUUUCAUUCUUGGUCAUCAGUCCAUUGUAGGAGCACGCUUUGAUACCCUUGAUUGUGGAGAAAGCAAAUUUCUCAUUUGUAGGCAAUAAAUUAACCAUGCUUAGUGAAUGGAUUAUGUGUCCCAUCUACUCGAACAGUCUCAAAGGCCUAAUGUCCUACUCCUCUUCCUGUGUGCCCAGUGUUCUUCUACACUCUGAACAUGGCCCCUGUCUUUUUACAGAUGCAGACUGAUGUCGAUUCAUAGUCGCACAGCACAGGAGCAGACUCUUUGGUCCAAUUCAUCCAUGCCCACCAGGCAUCCUGAAUUUAUCGAGCCCCAAUGCCAGCAUUUAGCCCAUACCACUCUAAACCCUUGCUAUUAAGAUGCCCAUCAUUAAAUGUUGUUGUUGCACCAGCCUCCACCACUUCCUCUGUCAGCUCUUUCUAUUACAGAGGAAGUGGUGGAGUCUGGUGUAAUUACAACAUUUAAAACACAUCUUAUGGGAACAUGAAUGGAAGGCUUUGGAGGGAUAGGGGCCAAAUGCUGGCACAUAGGACUAGACUAAUUCAGGAUACCUGGUCAGCAUGGACGAGUGGGACUGAAGCGUCUGUUUCUGUGCUGUACCACUCCAAGACUGUGAGUCAUUCAGCACCUGUGAAAAGGCAGGGACAGUGUUGAGAAUGUAGAAGGAUUCUGGACACAGGAGGAGGAGGCAUUAUUACAAAUCUUUGUUCUUUUUACUUGUGUUCUGAAUCAAAAUAAGAAGCAAGAAUAGAAGAACAUGAGUGUUGAUGAAAAAAGGCACUUUUGUUGAAGCUUUUCAUCUUACAUUCAUCAAGAUAGUUCACAGAAAAUGGCAAAGGAAGGGGUAAACAUCAUUUAUAAUGUAUGAGAAGAGUGUGCUGGAAAUCUUAAAAGAAAACUCCCAAAUUGCUUUACAUGCUCAGAGAAUUUAAUGUUUAUGAUGUUUUGGAUGUAUAGCACUUCACCAGAAUUGUAAAUGUAACAGAAUUGCAUAAAAUUUGGCCAGGAGAAAGAUAAAUGUAUGUUACGGUGGAUAGAAAACCAAGUGAGAUAUCCGUUGAGGACCUCCUCCCUGAAUACUGUUGUUUUAAGCCUCCUUUUUGAUGUUCCUUCUCAGUUGAUUAAGUUUGUCUUUUCGCCUCCUUAUCCUCCCUAGUUUUAAAAAUCAGAAUUCAUCUCCUCACUCAUUCAAUGGAUGUGGAAAGACUGGGAAUCACCUCAUACAUAGUUAAUUUUCUCCCAUAAGAUACACAUUUGUAGUGACCUGAUCGUUACCCCUUGACUCUCUCGCCUUUUACAAAGCCAACAUGUGCCGCUAUGGUGACCUCAAUGGAGUUAAUGUUCUGAAGUUCUUCAUGAGAGCUCGUACCUGCACCAGCUGCCAGAACAGAGAUAUUGGGGAAGGUGAUCAAAGAGGUAGGUGUUAAGCAGAUGUUAACAGAGGAGCCAGGGAGGCUGUGUGAUGCAGUGGGUAUUGUCCUUACCUCAGACCCAGGAACUCAUGUUUGCGACCCCAGUCCGGGGCUCGAUGACCAUGUAGGUUGAUUAUCAACCUGAAAAUCAUUUGGAUGGGUGCUAAUAGCUGGGAAUUAAGAUUGGGAGAUGGUCUUGGUCAGACAUGGGACGGAAAGAAAGCUGGAACCAUCACUAUCCAUCUAGCUCCAGACUGCAAAGUAAGAAGUCACAUGACCCCUUUCAGAGCACUGCUCCUUUGUCAAGUGACCUGAUGAAGCAGCGCUCUGAAAGCUUGUCAUCUCAGAUAAACCUGUUGGACCAUAACCUGGUGUCCUAUGACUUCUGACUUUGCCCACCACAGUCCAAUGCCAGCACCUCCACACCAUGACUCCAGCCUGCAGGCUGUGGAAGUACAGUUAUGGCAACUUAGAUUCUCUGAGUGAACACAUCCUCUAAGGGAGGAGAGAGAAUUUUGUAGACCUGGGGCAGAAAGCUUAAAGUUAUGGCCUGGACAGCUGCAAACACAUUUUAAAAUUACUUUUUAAUGUAUUCCUGACGAUACGGUUUUUAUCUUUACAAAACUAUAUAACUUAAUCUUUCGAGCAACUUUGAAUUCUCUCCUUUUAUCUGUAUCUUGGCUAAAGUUCCUCCAACACUUUUAUUUCUCAACUAAAAAAGUCCAAAUCUUCUGAUUUAUAGGAUCAAAGUAAGUGAAGUACUUUUCAGCUGAACACUUUCAAGUUCAAUAUCAUUGUUAUGUAACCUGUGAUUUAACCUUGUGGAUUCAAACACUGUGUGUUAUGUUUUUGAAUAAGCCUCUGUAGAAAUCAUGUCAAUAUGUCCACACAGUGUUUCCUUUCCAAUCCUACAUCAACUUUGAUGUGUGUUUUUUUGUCUUAAAAUGAAGCCAAUUUCAUAGCAAUCUGCCAAGGAAGAAUUGUUUGUAAAUCAUUCCAGGAUACUGUAACGAUUGAUUUAUGAAACUAACCUUGAACUGAUGAGGGGUCGAAAGGGGAAUAUAUAACUUUGUAUUUCUCCAUUAAGAUUUGAGGUGCAGCCCUCUUAGUACCCUCAUUAAUACAAUUCAUGGCUCAGAUUAAAAUCUAUUUUAUGUUUUCUACUGAUUACUCAAACAAUCCUAGUUCUCAGGCCUCUUGAGGUUUAGUUAUACCACACUGCUUUUAAAGACAGCUAAUUUACAAAGUAUUCCUGAUGAUUUCCAAGUUUCUUUGCAUUAGGAAGACGUCAAUUGUCCACUGUUUUAAGGAACAUUGAAUGAAGAGGAAGUAAGAAGAAACAGCUAGCAUUUAUAUCACACCUAUUGUGGCCUCAGGAUGUCCCAAAGUGCUUUACAGUCAAUUCUGAAGUCUGCUGUUGUCACUUCAGGAGCCAUUUGGGGCACAGCAAGACUCCACAAACAGAACAGCGAUCAUGAUAGACUUUUUUUGGAAAAUAAACGUGUGAAAUGCUCAACAGGUCUGGUAAUAUUUGAGAGGAGAGAAACAGAUGUUUUGUUUCUUGUGACUUCUCAGAAUUGGGGAAAUCAGGAUUUGGAACAAGCAAAAGUUGUGGGGGGUGGGUUGGGAGAGCCAAAGAACAAAAGAGAGUCAGUAAUAGAGGGCAGGAGAGAUUAAGUUACAAAGGAUUGAUGAAGUGAAUCCAAAGAGAGCAGUAGUAGGAGAAGUAAAGGAAUAAGAGAAAUCCAAAGGAAGUGUGAAUAGUACACAGCAUCUCGAGUGGCUGCUGUCUGAAAGCUAAGGAGAUAGGAGAUAAAAAAAACAGGAAGUCAACAAAAAUUGGUGAAGCAGUUAAAAGGUAAAAUUGUUGAAAUUGAUCUUGAGUCCAGAAGGCUAUAAAAUGCCCAAUAGAAAGACAAAGUACUCUUUGUUGAGCUUGUGUUGAUCUUCAUUAGAUUAUCUAUAUUUGUAAUGCGGUUUGAAGGAUAAAUAUUGUACAGAAAUCUAGGGAGAAUAAUCUACUCUUCUCCCACCAGUGCUCAGAGAUUUUUACAACCGCUGGAGAGGACAAGCUUAGCUUUUGUUUAACAUCUUGCCCAAAAGGAAUUUGGCUGAGAGAUAGAAAAUAUCCCCACUGUAUAGCAGGAGAGAAGAAAGUCUACCUGUUAUUCCUGGGCCUCAGAAUAAGCGGGAAGACAUCUUUAUGUAAUGAUAAGACAAUUUCAUAACUUAAAGGUAAAGUUGCCAUAGUACCGCUCGCGCUCUCAUUAGAGAGAGAGGUGACUGAACGGUGAUUUAAGCUGAGGGUCACCUCACCUCAGGCAAGGGAUUGAAAAAUUAGCACCUUCAUGAUAACCUCAGCUAGUGCAGGAUUGAACACUCACUACUGGUAUCACUGUACAUUGUCAACUAGCUUCCCAGCCAACUGAGCUAAUAAGACAGUAAACCAUUUACAAACGUCCAAAUUAUAAAUUAUUAGAAGGCUUCUGGUUAGUCCUUAAAGGCAAAGUUAAUUAGCCGUUGGUGAUCCUAAUGUGGCCCUUGACUCCUGUCUGUGUGAAAAUCCAAGCAUUUCUGCUAAAUUCACAGGGGUGGUUGGCAGGCUACUGACUGUUAAGGGUGUUGAACAUCUCUGGGGGAACUGCUGAUUAUAUUUUAACCCUUAGCAAUGAGGGCAGGAGGAACUGGUUCAAAAACUUCUUUCACAUUCUUGCCUGCUCUUUGCAUCAAAAUUGAUGCAGUAACUUUCUUGAUUUUUGCUUUGAAUGGAAUCUUUGUUUUGUGUAAAUAACUCACAACUGUAGUAAAAAGAAAAUCUUUACUACUGACUAAAAGAAAAUAAUGAUAUACUGUGUACCAGAAGGAACUGAAUGAAAUACAAGUGAUGGGGAGCAAUCAAGCUAUAGUUUUUACAAGGAUAACAGCACAAAGCAAUGAACUGGACACAACUGUACAUGAAUUGAUUUGUGCUUUUAUUCCAAACACUCAGGAACCAAAAACUGGAAAACCUGACAACAAACUUAACCCUACUGAAUGACUUGCCUUUUAACUGAACCAAAGUGAUUAAGAGAGAUAACAUUGCACUCAAAGGGUUUUGCCUGGUAACUAUGCAUAGACACCAUAUAAAUAUCAGAAAUAUUUCAUAAGAAAUAGAUAAUUUUUGCUCAACUUCUGUAGGUUGGAUGUUUAGUUACAAUAUUAAUGAGAAUA